This is a messenger RNA of Exophiala xenobiotica, 3086 nucleotides long. RefSeq lists its product as uncharacterized. Lineage: Eukaryota; Fungi; Ascomycota; Eurotiomycetes; Chaetothyriales; Herpotrichiellaceae. The record is from RefSeq and is a predicted model, not a curated record. The coding region runs from base 398 to 2728 and encodes 776 amino acids. The transcript is spliced from 2 exons.
UCACUCCUCCUGCUGCUCCACGUUCUCCUCCAAAUCAUCCAACCAAUUCUUCCUGAUGGCAUCCAUUCACUUGCGGCACGGUGAUAAUCAGCCCAAUCCACCUCCAAUCCAGUCCCGUAUCCUGUGAGAGGCAAUAUCAUGGUAAGGCUACCAUGGCUCAAGGAUGCCCUGUUAGCCUGCCUCGUAGUCGUACCGUUGGAUCAUGAACGUCAAUCACUCCCUGCGGAGAGGUGUACCGUCUGCUGCUCUUUCGCAUUCCCCUGUGCUCUGCGAUCUACUUGUCUGAUUCGAGCGUGGUCGUGGCCUCAAUUGAUCAUGCGCAACGCUGCACCAUGAGUUGACGUGAACAGCAGGCUUCUGAAAGUCCCGCCGCGCACGCCUUUGGCAUCAGGCUGAAAUGGAUAUCUCCUCGCUCGUCCGCGCUGUCGUCGCAGCCUUCGAAGAUGCCAUCAAGCUCGUCCAGCGAAUAAGGGACCAGCGCGAGAGCAGCAACGGCGCCAGCCUACCUGAGGAACCUACCCGCGAUCUACUCGAGUCGCUCGCCCUAGGACCUGCAAUCGUACGCGGACACUACGAACAUGACCUCAAGAGAUUCGGUGAGCAGUAUGCCUGUGGAGAUAUCCAAGCCAGGGAACAGAUGAAAGAUAUCCUGAUCAACCUACAAAUGACCUUGAUAAUCACUCUGCGAAAUGUGUAUAUGGACAAUAUGGACCUCGAUUUCCAUGCCCUUCAGACAUCCUCGGACGACUGUCGUGUCAAUGCUGGAGUCUGUCUGGGCCAAUUGUCGCAACGGCUCGCAGAGGCUGUAAGAGCACAAGCACAUCAUCCCGCAAGCAUGUCUCACUCGUCGGGGUCAGGGCUGAUGCCGCCAAUGUCCCCAUCAUUGGGUUACUCCAGUAGCAGGAGUACCCAUUCAUCGACGGGGCUUCAGGCUCCUCGCACGCCGGACACCAUGGCAGACCAAUUCAGCAAUCUCAGUGUGUCACAUGCAAUACGCCCACAGUACCUCGAGCGAAAAAUGUCCGCGAGUCCUCCGGGCUCUCUAGACCUCUACGGCCGACAGCCAGUUCGCUUACCUGAAUCGAUUGACGAGCACCUUCCCAUUGCGCCCCCUGUAGGUAUGCACCGCGUCGAAGACUCCGAUAGAAUAAGUAUGCGGCGGCGAUCAUCCCAGGCACUGGCGCCAGAUGACAACAUCCUGAUGCUCUUUCCGCAGCCUGGCGGUCAAGCCAAGGCGACCGCGCCCGACGGUACGGACAGGGAGUCAAUGGUAUCCUCAAACAAAAACAACCAGCCACUAGAUAUAUCUCGCGCGUCAAGCAGCCACCGAAGCCAAGACUCGCGAGAACGCUACGGGCCUGAUGACUACAAUGGGCCAGUGCAAUUUGACUACGGCACUGGCGUGGUCAGAAACGACGGCCGCCAAUAUAGCAAUAGCACUGUUUACGACAUGUAUAACCCACCACCCACUCCAGAACAACAACGACACGCUCCGAAUUCCAACUCGUACUCAUCACGGGCGCAGGCUUCAAACCACGGCACCCUCGAGCACGUCCGGUAUCUACAGGAGAACAGUCGAGCGCCGAGUGCGCAAACGCCGAGAUCAGACUCGCUCAAUGCGCCUAGAAACCGGGAGAAUGCGUACGAUCAAUAUCAACAGUACCGUCAGCCGUCGCGGUCGCAGACUGCAUCACCCCUGGGCUCUUCGAUGCGGUAUCAGCAGCAGCAGCCGCGUCCCAUCGGUAUAGGUAUGAAUAUCAUCCCUCGCAUUCCGCAGAAUGAUAUAGGCCGGGCUCCUACGGCACCAUUACCUCCGCCACCAUCUGGUCAGCCUCCACUACCGUCCCAACCUUCCUCACAAACAGCAUCCUUGACAUCUACACUCCUUUGGCCCAGGACGUCCCGAAACUCCGGCACAGGCUCCAGCUCCAUCCACACAAUGGCAUCAAGUUCCUCGACGCCCUCUAUCGUCCCCAACCCCAUCCCCGCGACUUCCGGGCCCUUAAUCUUACCCACGGACAAAGACACACUAGGCUUCUGCAAGGGCGCGUUCAGGCUCCAAGCCGGCCUAGAGCGCAAAGCAUUCAGUCUGGCCAACCGCCCUGCGGGCUUCACGGGGACAGUGACUUACUGGAAAUGCGAGAAAUGUAACUUCGAGGGCCCCGUCCAUACGUCUGUCAAUGUGUCCGGCACCAAAAAAAAGGGCAAGCCCGAGAGGACGUUUGACCCCAAGAUCCGUGUGUCAGAGACAGGAGGUGUGCGGUACAAGUGGGCGUUUCUGGCAAGGUGUCAUGUCAAUCUGAAAGGCAUGGUGCCCCUGGGAGAAGCAGGAAGUAGGGAGGGGAGUUUUGGCAGUUUCGGCUGUGUGUUUUGUUGUGCGGAAGGGAAGUAUAGGGGAUGGAAUGAUUCCAGCCCAGUGAGCGCAAGCAGCACAAACGGUGUCGACAAGGGUGUUAUGGGGCUGUUGACUAGUGGUAAAGACAGGGGGAGUGUGAGGAGUGGGAAAAGCGGGCAUACGGCGAACUCGGGGGCCAAGGUCGACAGUGGUGCCAGUCAGAGUACGCCGAUAUUUGGCAAUGUCGCGAGUUUCAUGGAUCAUCUCGAAACCGUGCACAGAGGGCAGGACGGGUGGCCGAAUGCAGAGAUGCAGGGACGCUUCAGGGUUGUGGUUGGACGGUUGGCGGGCAUUCAUGAGGAUGGCUGGGACGUUAAUUUCGUCCCGUUCUAAGGUGGGAGGGUAUGGACGGCGUGGGACGGCGUGAAAGAGGAGGAUGGUCAUCUUCUUGUGCUGGUAUUUGACUGGAGCAGUCAUGAUGAAGAGCUACAACGCAGAUUAUGGGACGGUGGGUGGCUUCGCUCGCUAUCAGCGAAUUCGUACGGUGUGCAACUGGCUCAACGAUAUCAAGAGAACGUGACACAGAACGCAAAGGGACGAUGAGACCCGGAUCGUGGGACUGUCAUGGCAUGAUACGGCAUGGUAUGGCAUGGCAUGGAUGAAUAAGGUAUUGCGUACGAGCUGCGCUGCUCUCGGCCCUCGUUACAGUGAUAUGGGAGGAAUACUCCCCGCUGUUGUUUUGUAUACCCUU